UUAGUCCGCCAAUAAACCCACUAAAGAAAGAAAGAAAGAGCUCCCGUGUGAUGUGUUUGUGUAUCCUCAGUGUUUUUCUCUCUUGAGUGUUUUAUUGAGUGUAAACAGAGUCUUGUCUCUGUGUAUUUUAGUGUUGAUGAUGGAUGUGAUGUGCUGUAAAUCAGUAGGAACUGAUCUGUCCAUGCUGGAUAUUGAUGAUUUCAUCACAGAAAUCUCUCAGCUGAAGAAAGAGGUGGCGUUACUGGAGACAAAGCUGAGGUUAAGAGGAGAUGAAGGACUGAAGAGAGAGGACUCCGAGCUCAGUCUGACUUUACUCUGUUAUACUGAGUCAAAGCACACAGACGCUCAGGACACUACAGUGUGUGACAGUAAUCAGGACUUACAGGAUGAUGAAUCUACUGAUCAAACCUCCACAGAGUCUCUGGAUUCUGUCUGUAACGCUGGAGAACAGCAGCAGAUCCUGCAGACCAAACUCAACAUGUGUUCAGUUAAACCGAUGGACAGUGGGAACCAAACUGAGAUUAAAAUAGAACCCACAGAAAUAAAAAUAGAACCCACAGAAGAUGAAGUUGAUGACGAUGAUGACGAUGAUGACGAUGAUGAUGAUGAUGAUGAUGAUGACGACGACGAUGACGAUGAUGACGAAGACGAUGAUGACGACGAAGAAGAUGAUGACGAGGACUUUAUUGCUUCAGAUGAGAAGAGUGUCCAUUUUACUAACGUACAAGAGUUUAAACUUCAUUCAGAAGAUCACAGAAAGAAGAACCAGUGUGAGCAGUGUGGAAGGAUUUGUGCCACGGCUUCUAAUCUGAUCAUUCACAUGAGGACACACAGUGGUGAAAGGCCUUUCCACUGCACUUACUGUGCAAAACGUUUCCGCAGCAAAGGAAAUCUUGAUGCUCAUGAAAGAACUCACACGGGAGAAAAACCAUACCAGUGUUUUCUAUGUGAGAAGAGCUUUAUUAGUGGACAUCGUCUGAUCACUCAUGCGCGCUUACACACCAAUGAAAAACCGUAUCAGUGCAGUGAAUGUGGAAAAACCUUUAGGAUUUUAGAUUCUUUAAGGAAGCACGAAGUAACACACUCUGAGAGACUCCAUCAAUGUUCACACUGUGAUAAACGUUUUUUUCAUAAAAUGGAUUUGAUUGGCCAUGAGAGAAUUCACACGGGAGAGAAACCUUACGCCUGUUCUCAAUGUGGAAAGAGAUUUUCUAGUUCAAGUACUUUGACCGUUCAUAAGCGAGUUCACACUGGAGAGAAGCCUCAUCCAUGUAGUUUUUGUGGGAAGAGUUUUAGUAAACGUUGCAAUUUAGUGACGCACCUAAGAAUUCAUACAGGUGAAAAACCUUACAGAUGCUCUCUGUGUGGAGAGGCGUUUAAUCAAGCGGUUCUCCUGAGAAUCCAUCAGAGAGUUCAUACUGGAGAGAAACCUUAUCUCUGCUCCAUCUGUGGAGAGAGAUUCGCUAAUGUAGGACCUUUUAAGACUCAUCAGAAGAAACAUGCUGAAGAACAAACUGAUCUGUGAAAAAAAAACUUCUAUAUACAAGAUUUUUACAAACCAUUAAGGGGCGGUUUCCCGGACAGGGAUUAGACUAGUCCUAGACUUAAACACUUUAAGAGCUCUCCAAACUGAAAACAACUUGCACUUACAUAUCUUAAAAUACAUCAGUGCCCUUUGUUUUACCUCAAAAUGCACACAGGUAAUGUUUUUAGUAAGGCAUGUUUGUUAAAACUAGUUAUAUUUCCUAAUUAAACUAAGGCCUAGUCCUGGAUUAAGCUAAUCCUGGUCCGGGAAACUGCCCCUAUAUCUUUUAUGGUAGAUUUUGUUCAAACUUUACUGUAAUAUAUUAGCAGAAGCUUUCUUAUUCCAAUAUCGAUACCUAGAUUAGAUAUUAGGGAUGUGCAUCGAUGUUAAAAAAGACCUGUCUAAAAUCGAUUCUGAAUCGUAAGGCUCCGAUUCAGUGUUUCAUGCACAGCUUGUGCAUGUACUACGGCUCCGUGAUCAGUAGGAAGUCCUUAUCAAUCUGAAAUCACUACGAGUUUGAUUCAUUUAUAACGUGCUUUUAAAAAAUGCAACACUCGUCAAACACAAUCAUUCAAAAUAUUCUCUAUUAUCAUGAAAAUUCCUGAAACAAUCUGAAGAACAGCAAUAUAAAUAUGCCUCUAGAUAUUUCCUGGAAUAGCGUUUGUAAUGAUACUUCUUCUGUGGCACAAAUGGAGUUUCUGCACGAAAGCGCCCUCUAGCUUUUGAAUGUGGCGGCAUUUCACCGUAAUUCAUUCAAAUUCAUUCAUUGAGAAAACGCGCAUUUGCCCGAUUAAUUGUCACGACCCUAUUAGAUAUAGAAAACAAUUCAGAAUUGUAUAUCAGAUGUGUCGAUCUGCUGUGAAUCUCACUUGGCUCCAAUAGAUGUUAAUAUUAAAAUGCUAACACAUUGGAUUUACACUGGAUUUGUUUUCAAUAAGUGAUUUUCUGGAUGGAUAAUUCCUUAUAGGUGGAGCUUGCAGGGUGGGCUAGGCCCCCAUUAGCUAAAAGGAUUUUAAGAAAAAGAAAAUCGAUUCCAAAACAAAUAUACAUAUUAUUUAGGUUCACUUUGUACGAAACUUUGUAAAACAAUUGUUAAUCUGGCCAUAAUUUUUUUAUUUAUCAAAAAGCGGCGCUUGGUAAAGUCAUGUUUAUCCAGCCGUCCAAUCACGAUGGAGGAGAGGCGGGACAAAUGCUACACUGACCAACCGCCACAUCCUACCUUUACUACAAAACAACAACAUAAGUAAAUAACUUGUUGAUGACUAUAAAUAACAGUCCGUGCUACCACAAUAUUACAAUGCAUUGAUUAAAGGGGACAUAUUAUGGAAAUGUAUUUAUUUUUUAUGUCCCCAGAGUACAUAUGUGAAGUUUUAGCUCAAAAUACCCCACCACGGCAACAAUGCGCUGUUUUUGGGUGUGUCCUUUAAAAUGCAAAUGAGCUGAUGAAAUACAAACACUGAUCACCAUAAUGGUGGUUUGUUGAAAUUGAAAAUCAAUUAUGCUGUCAAUUAUCUUCUAUUUUUCUAAAUUAUUUUUAAUUAUAUGCCCCCUUUAAACAAAUUAUCUGUAAAAUUAGAUAAUUACAAGACAGUAUUUCCGCGUAUGUUUUGUAUUUUAGUAACCAAAGCACAUCAAAACCUUUCACUUCUCAAGUGCUUGUUUUUAAAACAACGCCUGAUGUAUUCAGUCGUCCUAAAAGCCUUUGGUGGAGCCUGCAAUUUUACUCCAAGAUUUUAUAUAUUAAUGACCUAUGUACUGUUCACUGCAUAUUAAUUUUAUGUUUAGUUUACUUGUAUUGUAAAUUAGCUAUUGAAUUGUUUCAUGUGUGUUUUAGAAGUAAAGAAAAUGUCCUAAAA
Messenger RNA from Misgurnus anguillicaudatus (oriental weatherfish), 3381 nucleotides. RefSeq lists its product as uncharacterized. NCBI's taxonomy places the organism in Eukaryota, Metazoa, Chordata, Actinopteri, Cypriniformes, Cobitidae. Gene Ontology annotation, cellular component: nucleoplasm. Gene Ontology annotation, biological process: negative regulation of transcription by RNA polymerase II; regulation of cytokine production; regulation of immune system process. The record is from RefSeq and is a predicted model, not a curated record. Gene Ontology annotation, molecular function: DNA-binding transcription repressor activity, RNA polymerase II-specific; RNA polymerase II cis-regulatory region sequence-specific DNA binding.